AUGCUUGUUCGAGCUGCGCGCCGGAAAGCCCGUCCGGAAUCCCUUCGAAUUCGCACUUACAAAGACCAGCUAUACCUCCCUUGGCUCUGCCCAACAUACAAUGCUUCUCAGAGGGGCCGGCGGUCGUUUGGUACCGAUACUGGAUCUCAAGUAGGAGGACCGAGGCCGAGGAGGAACUCACAAGAUGCACCCAGUCGUCCAACCCGGAGAGCUCUGGCCACAGCAACCGGAUACAUGCCAAUGGACGAUAUACCCUUUGAAAGUAUCGGAACUAUGCCGCCACCAAGAGGGUCGGGGACUGGGUAUGGCUUUGCUGAUGGCAAUAGCCUCUCUGCCCUCGAAUCGUUCGGCUCCCCUACACAGCUAUUACAGCUCGGCGGGUCUCUGGCAAUGCCUCCGCAUAGAUAUACAAAAGGCACGAGAGGAAUCACCGGCAGCAUCUCAGAAAUUCAAUCGGUUUUCAACGCAUGUUUGCAGGUUGGCAGAAUCCAACGUGCAGGAGUUAUUCUUCAGCGGAUUGCUAAACUCGACGGUGUGGACCCCAACGAACUGCUUGGUUUCCAUAAUCAAUAUCUGCGAGCUGCCAUUGAAGAGAUCAUGGUAAAUCCCACCUCAAAAUCCAUGCAAGAGCUGCACAAGUGGUACGAACUUCAGAUAAGGUCACGGGGCGUUCCGCAGAAUACAGACACAGUUGCAUACAUGAUCAAAGCAUCACUUCAAGCACCCCUGGAGCAACGAGAACGACUCGUUCGGAGAUAUAUGGACAUGCUAGACGAGAAUUCUGCUGCGCAGUUAUGGAACGCGGAAGUGCUGACAGCGCAAGAAAUCGAUGCAAUCAAUCACAUCUACCCAAAGUACAACCUGAUGGUAGAAAAGGACCAGGACGAAGAGAUGCACAAUGGGAUGGAAGUGGACCCAUCUUCGCUGGACCAAGUCGUAUCGAAAUCUCCAGUACCGAAUGUACGACCUACUGGACAAAAGGGUCUGGGUUUAAAGUCCUUGAAAAAAGCGCUUUCGCUUUUUUCAACACUUCCUACUGAGGGGAUUGAUCUCGCAUCAGCAACAGCCCAGAUGAAACGAGACGUUCAAACCAGACUAGAGGAAGAUGCGGUUACGUCCGCCAUCGAUCGGUGGCGAGAUGAAAGCACACAUCUGAAGAAAAUGGGUCUGAACACUGCACUGCAGACCAAGUCGUUGGGAGCGAGAAUGUGGAAGUGGCAGGAGAGCUUGACAGAAUACUUGGAAGUCGAGAUCGAAAAAGUUAAUGCGUCCGAAGAAGCGGAAAAGAUGUCUAGAGAAGACCUAGAGCGCGUUGCGUAUGGCCCAUUUUUGCGACUCUUGCGGCCAGAGACAUUAGCUGCCGUCACUAUCUUAUCGUCCAUGAGCUCUCUGGGCGCUCUAGGAGCCGACAAGGGCUUACCGUUGUCGACUGCUAUCAUGUCGAUAUCUAGAAGUGUUGAGGACGAAAGUGUCUUUGAGGCUCUGCAUAAAGAGAGCAAGAAACAGAUGUGGCCAAAGAGCAAGAAUCGACUGGACGUGAAGGAUAUAAAACGGGCCGCUCGAUUUCGUAUGUCCACUCACAGAAACGGCUCUGGGCCUGCUCUGCUGGAUCAGACCGAAACGUUUACAAACAGCCCACGUGCCGAAUGGCCAUUGUCCGUCAAGGCCAAGGUGGGAGCCUUCCUGAUGUCUGCUCUUAUUCAAGUCGCCAAGGUCCCCGUAACUUUGACCCAUCCAGAAACAGGAGAGGUUGUCACGCAAAUGCAGCCAGCGCUGUCCCAUUCCCAUCAAUACAAAAUGGGCAAGAAGCUUGGUGUCAUCAUUGUCAAUAAAUCCCUCGUGGCUCAGAUGAAACGCGAACCGGUGCAUAGUCUUCUUGCUAAGCAUCUCCCAAUGCUUGUGGAACCUGAUCCGUGGACGGAGUUCAGCAAAGGGGGUUUCCUUGCCCACCCAGCCAAGGUGAUGAGAAUCAAAAAUGGGGACAAAGACCAAAGACACUAUGCAGAAGCUGCUAUUGGCCAAGGAGACAUGCGACAGACAUUCAAAGGACUCGAUGUACUCGGCAAGACUCCUUGGAAAAUUAAUCAGUCUGUUUUUGACGUUAUGCUGGAAGCAUGGAACUCAGGGGAGGGCAUUGCAAAUAUGCCUCCGGAAACUCCGAAUUUGACUAUUCCUCCCGAGCCUGAGCCAUCAUCGGAUCCGCUAGAACGUCGGCGCUGGAUACGUGAAGUCAAAAAUGUGGAAAAUACUAGAAGCGGACUGCAUUCACAACGCUGCUUUCAGAAUUUUCAACUUGAAAUUGCGCGAGCUUUGAGAAAUGAGGUAUUUUACUUCCCGCACAAUAUUGACUUCCGUGGUCGAGCCUAUCCAAUUCCACCAUACCUCAAUCACAUCGGUGCAGAUCACUGUAGAGGUCUACUGAAGUUUGGAGUUGGAAGAGAGCUUGGAGAAGGUGGCCUGCGAUGGCUUAAGAUACAUGUUGCAAAUGUCUUCGGUUUCGACAAGGCUAGUCUCUCGGAGCGUGAGGCAUUCGCGUCGAAACAUCUAGAGAAAAUAUACGAAACAGCAACAAAUCCUCUGUCAGGCAGCAGAUGGUGGCUUAACGCCGAAGAUCCAUGGCAAUUUUUGGCAGCAUGUAUGGAGCUCAGAAAUGCUCUCGAGUCGGCGGAUCCCAAAAAGUUCGUUUCGGACCUGCCAGUUCACCAGGAUGGCACCUGUAACGGUCUCCAGCAUUACGCUGCCUUGGGAGGAGACCUCUGGGGAGCGCGACAGGUCAACCUCGAGCCUGGUGACCGCCCCGCCGACGUCUACUCGGCAGUGGCAGAUCUAGUCAAGGCAAGUAUCGCCGAGGACGCAGCCAAUGGAAACGAAAAAGGUCUAUUACUUCAAGACAAGAUCAGUAGGAAGGUAGUCAAGCAAACAGUCAUGACAAACGUCUACGGGGUGACAUUUAUCGGUGCCAAAGCUCAGGUCAGACGCCAACUGAUCGCUGCAUAUCCAGACCUUCCGAACAACGAUGCCAUGAAUGCAGGUAACCUUGCUGCGUAUGUUGCAACCAAAAUUUUCACGGCUCUCUCAACUAUGUUCAAGGGUGCGCAUGACAUUCAGUACUGGCUCGGAGACUGUGCCACAAGGAUCUCGACAUGCUUAACUCCAGAACAAAUAGCACGGCUAGAGUCAGAAUGGCCGAGACUGACCUCCACAGCGCUCCCGGGUAACCACAAGGCCGCGUCGAUAGAAGAGUUGGUCCAAUUCAAGUCCAGUGUCAUCUGGACAACCCCACUACACAUGCCAGUGGUACAGCCUUAUCGAGACUCGAAAUCAAAGACGAUCAAAACGAACAUGCAAAAGCUCAGUCUCUCAGAACCUCACCGAUCGGACCCAAUCAGCAAGCGGAAGCAGCUUCAAGGGUUUCCUCCAAAUUUUAUUCAUUCGUUAGAUGCUACCCACAUGCUUCUCUCUGCUCUACGGUGCGAUGAACUUGGCCUCUCAUUUGCUGCUGUUCAUGACUCCUUCUGGACUCAUGCUAGCGAGGUUGAUACGAUGAACAAAGUAUUGAGAGAUGCCUUUAUCAGGAUCCACAGUGAGGAUGUCGUUGGGCGUCUUCGAGACGAGUUCAUUGCAAGAUACCAGGGCGCAAUGCACCUUGCUACGAUACAGCAAGAUUCUCCUGUUUUACAAAAGAUAAAAGCCUGGCGUGAAACAAAUUCCAUUCCUCGAAGCAUGAAAUUUCCACGACUUAGGAAAGCUCCACAUCUCGACGAAUUGAUCUUGGAACGUAAGCGCGUGCGACUCCUAAGUUCCGCGGACCCCGCAGAUGUUGAACUUGGAAAGAGCAUAGUGACACCAACCAGCAUCUUUCAAGAACAUGCCGCUGAUGAGGAUCUUGCCGCCAGUGUUGAUAUCAAAAUUACAGGCCUCGGAGAUAUUUCGAAGGGCACAGCACGGUCAGCUGCAAAUCAAAACAGCGCAGUUGAUGACAUCGAAGACGGCGAUAAUGAGAGUGAGGUGGACGAGAUUGGUCUUGCGAACGAUGAAGAUGGACCAGAUACCACUCGGGAUCUUGAAAGUGACCAAGAGAAUGAAGAAGUCGACGAUAGGAGUAUAUUUGAAAAAAGCAUGAAUUUGCCGUCCAGAUAUUCUGGACCAACAACGCAGGUCUGGCUUCCAUUGACCUUUCCCCCGGUGCCUCAAAAGGGGGAAUUUGAUGUCUCCAGACUAAAGAAUAGUCAGUACUUCUUCUCUUGA
Molecule: messenger RNA, 4248 nt
Organism: Cadophora gregata
Lineage: Eukaryota; Fungi; Ascomycota; Leotiomycetes; Helotiales; Ploettnerulaceae
Gene: RPO41
Product: DNA-directed RNA polymerase
Exons: 2
Coding region: 1-4248 (1415 amino acids)
Biological process (GO): mitochondrial transcription
Cellular component (GO): mitochondrial DNA-directed RNA polymerase complex
Molecular function (GO): mitochondrial promoter sequence-specific DNA binding; DNA-directed RNA polymerase activity
Source: RefSeq, a predicted model, not a curated record